Cryptomeria japonica (Japanese cedar) is the source of this 1910-nucleotide messenger RNA. Its product is annotated as ceramide synthase LOH2. Gene Ontology annotation, molecular function: sphingosine N-acyltransferase activity. The record is from RefSeq and is a predicted model, not a curated record. The transcript has 6 exons. Gene Ontology annotation, cellular component: endoplasmic reticulum; membrane. Gene Ontology annotation, biological process: ceramide biosynthetic process. Lineage: Eukaryota; Viridiplantae; Streptophyta; Pinopsida; Cupressales; Cupressaceae. The coding region runs from base 522 to 1388 and encodes 288 amino acids.
CCACCAUUUACUCGGAAGAGGACUUGAGCGUUUAGUUUUCUUCCUGGACUAUUAAGAAGAAUGUUAGGUGGUUAACACUCAAUGCAUAUAUUAAUUCGGGAAACUGGGGAAUAUUCAACAAAUCUCAAGGAACAGCACAUUCGGAACUUAAUUUAAAGACAAAUUAAUUCUUCCUUUCGUUUGUUUACAGUAAGCCCGCGUAUCCAAAUCCAUCAAGAGUACUUUCUACAGAUGCACAGGGGACGUUUUACCUAGGAGGAGUGUAUAUGCACAAAGUAUACCGCCUUCUCCUGCCCUGAGUUUACAGACACAGGAUAAUGCAUUCUCAUUCUCUGCCCUAUUUGACUGUACAUGUGAUCGGAACUCAUUCUUAGCUAGAGUAGCUUCAAUGCUGCGAAAGAGUGUAGAAUGCAUUGGGCUUUUUUCAGAAUUAGACAGCUAGACUAGUUUAGAAUGUAAUUGAAAGGAGGGUUUACCAGAUGGUAACAUUUUGAGGUGAUACUUUUUGCUGUGGUUUUUAAAUGGAGUCGAUAUGGAGACGGGAGGGUUUACCAGAAGUGAAAGAUAUCUUUCUGGCGAUCUAUUUUGCUCUUGCGUUUAUCGUCGCCCGAUUUCUUAUCGAUUCUCUGCUUUAUCAGAAACUUGCUAUCUGGCUCUUAAGCAGGGGAAUUGUGUCACUGAAGCUGAAGCCCAUUAAACAAGCAAGGAUUACAAAAUGUACAGAGUCCAUGUGGAAGUUGACAUAUUAUGCGGGCGUACAAUUAUUUAUUUUCAGUAUUUCAUAUCAGGAGCCUUGGUUUGGCGAUAGAAAGGAACUUUUCAAAGGAUGGCCAAAUCAACCUCUCAAGUUUCCGUUGAAGCUCUUUUACAUGUGCCAGUGUGGAUUUUAUACGUACAGUAUUGGUGCCCUUCUAAUAUGGGAAACUCGAAGAAAAGACUUCACUAUUAUGAUGUCUCACCAUGUUAUUACAGUGUUCUUGAUUGCAUAUUCUUUCUUUACACGGUUUUUUCGUUGCGGGUCUAUAGUUUUGGCCUUGCAUGAUACAAGUGACGUGUUCAUGGAAACAGCAAAGCUCUUUAAGUAUUGUGGCAAGGAGAUGGCAGCUAGCAUGUGUUUUGGACUUUUUGCGAUUUCCUGGCUUUUACUCCGUCUCAUAUACUUCCCUUUCUGGAUAAUCCGGAGCUCAAGUUAUGAUCUCAUCCAGUACCUUGCUCUUCCGGACCCCUAUCAUAUAUGGAUGUAUUAUGUUUUUAAUACAAUGCUUCUAACACUCCUUAUGUUCCAUAUAUAUUGGUGGAUUCUCAUAAGUUUAAUGGUUCUGAGGCAGCUGAAAAAUAAAGGGCAAGUUGGUGAGGAUAUUAGAUCUGAUUCUGAAGAUGGAGAGUAGUGGAUGAAGGAUAUGUCUGAACAUGACAACAGAGUCAAUACUUUUGUUAAUGUGUGAGAUCUUGAAGACCUUGGACUGCUUGGUUCAGGGAUUCAUUUCGUCUUGAUUUCCUGCCAAAUCAGUUGUAUACUAUGGAUGGAUAGAUUUUGUAGUGUCUUUCUUCUAUCGCAUUAUUAGAUUACUUUCAUCCGCAUAUCAGUGUCCCCUCUGAAUAGGUUUGGUUUUGUUAUUUGGCUUAAUAUUUCCUCCCUUUUUCCUUUCCUACUCAGUUACAAUAUUCGAGAAUGUACGUCGAUGGCCCAUUUUCCAGGUUCACGAUCUUGACCAUUCUUGUGGCCAUUAGGGUGUUAUAUAUGUGCAGUCCACAACAUAUUUCAGCCAUUCGAAGGAAAAAUAGAAAAUGUUACAAAAAAUAAUUGCAUCUGUAUUAUUCGUAUUGCUUGUUUGUGCCAACGGAGCUCUUCCAAGUUUUGAGGCUCAUAUUAAGUGUUAAAUAUAAGGUCAUGAACAAUUCAAUCUUUA